This is a messenger RNA of Gossypium arboreum, 584 nucleotides long. RefSeq lists its product as uncharacterized. The record is from RefSeq and is a predicted model, not a curated record. The transcript has 2 exons. Bases 33 to 497 code for a protein of 154 amino acids. Lineage: Eukaryota; Viridiplantae; Streptophyta; Magnoliopsida; Malvales; Malvaceae.
UUGCAUAAUUAAUCCACAAAUUGCCAGUUUUCAUGGAGCAAGAUUAUGUUGAACCCUAUUGCCAGUGGAAAAGAGAAAAAGGUUAUGAUGCAAUCGAUAUCGAGCUUCAUGGUUUCAAUAUUGAUGAUGUGAAAGUAGCACUUAAACAAAUUGAAGGCAAAUAUAUGAUAUCAAUCAUGGCGGAAGAUCCAAGAUCUCUUCAUAAAAGAAUCGAAAUCCCAAAUGAUAUUUACAAUUUAGAGCAAAUUCGUGCAUUAUUUGGGAAUGGAAAACUCAAUAUUGAAUUACCCAAGAAAGUUGAGUCGAAUAAACUUGAAAUUCUGAUGCCCAAAUUAGAAUUUAAAAAGAUUUUAAAAGAAGAUAUGAAAAAUAAAUUUAUUUCUGCUGUUGAAUGUUUAUAUGCAAAUGGAAAAAUUCCAGCAUUUGGUUUUAUGUUAAUAGCUAGUGGGUUAUUUGCUUAUAAAAUUAUAUACAAUGUUAUGGCAUUUGAGAAGUAAAAUUAAAUGUGGAAAUUUAUUGUAAUCUUUUAUUAUUUAUUUUCCUUAUUCCACGUUGAUAUAUCAAUUGAACAUGAAGAAUAGAAA